UGGGCGGUGAAAAUGAUUAUUGAAGAGGUUCUCGGGCCUCAGUUUGUAACUGCGUCUCCUGGCGAUGUCAGUAGAUAUUUGGAGGCUCCUGUUAAUGUGAAAACGUCAUCUCAUAGUCCGGGUGUUCCCCGGGCACCAGUACCCCUUCUGCUGGUGACUACUCCGGGUGUUGAUGCCCUGCAGGACGUGAUGUUGCUGGCUAGUCGCAAACCUGAUGUUACCGUCACCAAUGUAUCUCUUGGUCAAGGACAGUCAGGUGUGGCCGAAGCAGCGGUGGGUGCUAGUACCCGUGAAGGCGGGUGGGUGGUACUGCAGAACCUACACCAUGCUUUGGAUUGGCUGCCAACCCUUGCUAACAUUAUUACACGACUUUAUAGUAGUAACGCUAGGAGCCUAACAUCUACUGAUACUACCGUCCUCAAUCACAAUUUCCGACUUAUCCUCACCAGUGAGCCCACAGAUGAGUUCCCAGUGUCGUUGCUACGUGGUGUUGAGAAGGUGUAUGUAGACAGUCCUGGAGACGCACAUCAUGCACUACAGGAAGCCAUCGCUAUUGUUACCCGUCAUGCCUCUCACUUACAGUUUGAAGUUGAGGAGGACGAGGAAGAGGCGGCAACAUAUCGCUUGCUUCAUGGUCUGGGUAUUUUCCACACUAUUGUUAGUGAGAGAGGUCGUCACGGCCACCUUGCCUGGGCUAGUCCACCCACCUUCACCACUGUUGACCUUGCUCUUGCUGUCAGUGUUGUUACGUCGAGUGCCGAGGAGGGACAGCAGGUUGACCCUGAGACCCUGGAGUACCUGGUGGGUCAGGUGUUCUACGGUGGUCGUGUGCGGCGGACUGAAGACCAGCAAGUGAUCGCUAGUAUUCUCAAGGAUGUUUUGGCGAUCUCGCUCAAGAUUCCCGAAGAGGAGGAAUAUCCUAUAUCAGAGGAGGUUGGUGGUGCACAGGACCCGUGGCAUGCAGAUGCCGGUCAUGCUGGAGCAGAUGACACUGACGAAGUGGGUCUUGCGCUACUUUUUCCUGAUUACAUUGAAAAACUUGAGGACCUUCAAGAUUUUGUUAAGGGAGUUACAGAAUUUGAGAGGCCAGAAAUCUUCGGACUACCAGUGGGAGUACAGCACCUUCAGGAGGUCGAGAGUGGUCAACACUUCUUGAUGGCUCUGGCUGCCGUCGGUGGAGCGCAGACACUUCAAGGAUCAGCGGAGACCAGCGUAGCUAAGCAACUUUAUAAGCUUAAGAAAAUGGUACCAGCGGAAAUAACUCAGAUUGAAGAAGUCAAACAGAGUGAAGACAAGGAGUUAGUUGAUUUAAUCAAGAGAGAAGUUCAGCAGUACAACAACAUUCUGCAUACCAUCACAAUGCACUUAGAUGCUGCUAUACAAGCCACAACAGGUGGCAGCGGGCGAGGUUACGGGAACGAGGCAGUAAUAUCGGCAGUAGCACUGGGUCACACUCCACACUGCUGGUUACAGAUGUGCACUCAUCCUGCACCCACUGCACUCCAUCAUUUUAUCCGGGAUCUUAACGUCAGGAUAAAUUUCUUCAGGAUGGUAGCUGGUAGUUUACUGUAUAUCCAAAGGCUAGCUCGUUUUGAGCUCAACAUCCAUCUUGAGGAAGGCAAGGGCGACUUUAUUGAGCACACAUGUGGAUGA
Cherax quadricarinatus is the source of this 1653-nucleotide messenger RNA. The record is from RefSeq and is a predicted model, not a curated record. Lineage: Eukaryota; Metazoa; Arthropoda; Malacostraca; Decapoda; Parastacidae.